CACCCAGUGCUCAUCCCAAAAGGUGCCCUCCUCAAUACCCAUCACCCACCCUCAAAAAAAAUUUUUUUAAGUGGAAAAGUGAGGUGAGACCAUCAGAGAAACCUGCACUCCCCAGGGCAGAAGUGAGGAUAAAGGUAGAGUUUGUAACCACAAAGUCACCUGUGAACCCAGCCAGGCCUGGUCUUUGCUCUGGCAACGUCCGGCUGCCCAGGGCCUGAUUCAGAAACACAGCUGGGAGAGGGGGGCUGGGGUUUCCCCAGGUGAGUGGAAUGGAAGGAGAGAGAAGGCAAGAGUUGAAGGUAUUUUUGAGGAGGGUUUAUAAGGAUGGCUCUUGUCAUUGAGACAACACGUAGGGAAGUGAGGUCAGAGGCCUCUGUCGGAGAGGGAGAAAAUGCAGAGAAAAGGCGUGAGGGCAGGAAGCAGCCCAAGGAUCACAGUGACAAGGGGCACUUGCACCUGAGGGUGAACCGAGGAAGGAGGUGGGGGGAGGGGAUAUCAGAGGAGAUGCGGUCUCUGGUCAUGAUUUAGGUACAGGGUGUGCUUACAGGAGAAAGGGGCAAAGGUGGAGGGCUCCUCGAAUUCAUUCAUUCAUUCAUUCAUUCAUUCACUCGCUCAUUCAUUCACUGACUCACUCAAUAACGCUUUUGCUCCGUAUUAGGCACUUUGGUGGUACAAAGAAGCAAUCCAUUCAGCCAGGGUGCCCAGGGAGGUUGAGUCUGGAAAGACAAAUUAAAGUUCUCUGGGGUGACGAAAAGAAGCAGUGUUCCAGGAGGCAAGCAGACCAUACGCAAAGGUGUGGGGGUGGGUGUGAAACAGCUUGGCCCCUUUGUGAGGACGGACAUAGCAUGGCCAGAGGAUGGGCGCGUGUGGGGCAGGAGGAGGGGGUCAGGUAGGGACUGGAUCGUGGCAAGCCUGGGGAGCCAGGUGGAAGGGUGUGGACACACUACUAAGCAGUGAGAAGCCACUGAAGGAGGAGGUGGGUUUGAUCAGAUUUGUGGCUUUGGCAGUGCGGAUCGUGGAUUGCAGGGGAGCCCAGUGGGGAGUAGGGAGGCAGGUGGGGGGUUUGGAUGGAGCAGGUGAGGGGUGAUGAAGCCUGGAGGAUGGAGAGCCUCGUGGGUGCUGGGCCUGGGAACGGAGCAGGUAUACACCAACCAAAACUGUGCCUCAACUGGCCUAGCCAGGGAGGGCACUUUCCCUCUCACAUACCAAGACAUCCAGAUGUGAAGGGGCUUCAGGGCUGGUGAAGAGGGCAGGAGAGAAAUUUAGGGUGAAGUGCAGAUUUUGAAGGGAGAGACAAGGAGUCCGUCUGGGGCCGCUGGGAUCAGCGGGAGGAGGUGCCAGGCUGGCUGUGCCAUCUGUGGGUCUGGAGCCCAGGGUUGAGCCCAGGUGAGCGAAGAGAGGCGGGGACCGGGCGGCAGUCGUUAAACAGACCUGUACCAAUGUGCCAGGCACCAGAAUCAGUGGUGACCCCAAACCCCAGGCUGUGAGGAGUCUGGUGGGGGAGAUAGAUACCACCAGGCAAUCACAUAGGCAGGGCAUGAAUUACCAUUUAUCUUAGAGCUUUGAAGGCUCUGGCUGCACAAAGCUCUGACCUGACCGGUCUGGGGCCACUGGGGAAGUGGGAACAGAUGCGGCAAAGCCAUAGUGACCAUGGAAAGGAGGUGGGUGGCGGCUACCCCCCCCCCCCGGGGCAGGGAUGGACACAACGAGGAGGGGUCCGUGCUGUCAAAAGGAAAACAGGGCUACAGACCAGGCCCUGGAGAAGCAGUGUUUUCCAGGAGUGGGAAGGAGGAGUUCACAAAGCUGAGGUGGAGACAGUGGCCAGAGGGACAGGACAGGCCCUCCUCUCAGGAAGAAAGGCAGUGGCAGUGUGAGGUGCCUGAGGGGGACCAGGAGGGCCAGCUGAGGAGACACCGCUGGGUCUGUCCUCUGGGGGCCUCCAGGGACUCCAGUGAGUGUAGUUUCCACGAAUGCUGGGGCGGAGCCAGACUGUCUCUGGUUCUCUGUCGUCCCGCUUGGGCCCGUGAAGGGCAGAGUGGACAGCAUCAGGCCAGAGGACUGUUGCCGGGCGUGGCCUGUGAACUGGGAGGGAGCCCAGCAGCCAUGGGGUCUCUCUCCAGGGCCAUCCGGCAGGUCAGUGUCUUCUGUGUGGGCGUGUCUGUAGGGCAGCGACGGGCUGAAGGCGGGAAGGUGUGUAGCAAAUGGUAGGGUAUGACUGUGGGGCGUGUGCGUGUGUGUGUGCACAUGUGUGUGCUCACACACGCGCUCCCAUGCACACGAUGGGGCCGAUGAGCAGCUGAGGGACGGGGUCAGCAGGGAUGAGCAGAGUCAUCCCCGUGGAAACACGACUCCCUGGGUGAUGGUAGGGAGCAGCUGGGCGGCCAGGCCCGGGGGCGUGGCUGGCUCUGCCCAAUGGCUCUGGCCUCUCCCUGGGCCGCCCUCCCCACCUGUUGACCAAGCCUGAGGAAGUGCCGCGCCGGCCAGAGCAGGGGCACUGCAGAGGCAUCUGCACCCUCUGAAAAAGAGCUGCCCUCCAGUGUAGCUCUGGAUGUCUCUGGCGGGGUCUGUCCAAGCCCUCUGGGUGGAGACGUGGCUCUGGGGUGUCUAUCUGUGCAGACCUUGCAUGGUUUGUGUGACCGGACCGCAGAGGUCUCCCUGGGCCUGCCUUCGGAUGUGGGUCAUUCCCCAGGGCCAUUUUGAUAAGUGACCUACCACCUCCCUUCCCCAGGGAAGGCUGGGCAGGAGGGAGGCUGCCAGGAGAGGCCAAAGGACAGUCCACACAGUUUCCACAGGCCUCUAAGGCUCCGGAUGGGUGCCCCUUCAUCCACCCGGUCCGUACGGGGACCACCAGCCAAAAACCGUCUCUGGGAGCACUAGCCCUGCCCCCACCAUCGAAACUGUCCUUGACUUUGUCCCCAUAACCUUUCCUUUGUACCCUCCUCUUCCACGUUAGUAUCUGCAGGCUCUCCUGAUGUGGCCCCACGCACACACCUUGCAUCUUCCUGUUCCAGCUCCCCUGCUUGCCCGUGGGUUAGAUCCCACAGGUUCCAUCGGAGGGGGCUGUCGGAACCCUCUGUGGAGCCGGGAUCCCUUCCUGCUUCCCUCUCCCAGCCUGACAUCAUGCUUCCCCAAACCUCAGGACAAGGUAGUCCACACCCUACAUCUUUCUCUCCCCUUCCCUCCAGGCCAGGAAUGGCAAAUACAGGCAGAUUCACUACAUUCUCCUUUCUCGUGCCCUGGCAGACAUCACUAAUCAUUCAUGGCAGUCUUUUUGCACCAAGUCUGGCCGCAACCUCGAUGGUAUCUGCCCGCAUCUCCAGGCAGCCAAUAGCAGCUGAUCCAGGCUGAAGCCACCCAGUUCCGGAGCGUGGACCCAGGAAGUGGUUGAGGGCACUGGGGCAUUGGCCCCAAGUCCUCAAGACCGAAGAGGUUGGUCUGCUGUCAGUCCCGAGGGCAGCCAACCCCCUGCUGGGGAGAGCGUGGUGCAGGGCUGGGGGUGAUGCGCUUACGUCCAGCACCUGUGCGGCAGCAGCACCCAGGCCUUGCAGGUGCAUCUCCCAGUCCCGACAAGGCUUGCACGCCGACCUCUCCGGCCUGGCCUCCGGGGCAGGCAGGAGGUGAGUAGCGGACAGCAGGCCCAGGGCGGGGUAGCCGCCCAGUUCCCCGGGGGGGCUGCGCACAGCAGCUUUCCCGGCUACCUGCCACCCUCCUGGCCGCUGAGCCCAGGAUGCGAGGAUGGCCAGCUCAUCUCUGCCCACUCUGGUGCCUCUGGGCCCUGAGAGCCUGCGCCCCUUCACCCGGGAGUCCCUGGCAGCCAUAGAACGCCGGGCAGUGGAGGAGGAGGCCCGGCAGCAGCGGAACAAGCAGAUGGAGAUUGAGGAGCCUGAAAGGAAGCCACGCAGCGACCUGGAGGCUGGCAAGAGCCUGCCCCUUAUUUACGGGGACCCCCCACCGGAGGUCAUCGGCAUCCCCCUGGAGGACCUGGACCCCUACUACAGCGACAAGAAGACCUUCAUCGUGCUUAACAAGGGCAAAGCCAUCUUUCGCUUCUCUGCCACACCAGCUCUCUACAUGCUGAGCCCUUUCAGCAUCAUCAGACGUGGUGCCAUCAAGGUGCUCAUUCACUCGCUGUUCAGCAUGUUCAUCAUGAUCACCAUCCUGACCAACUGUGUAUUCAUGACCAUGAGCGACCCGCCUUCCUGGUCCAAGCAUGUGGAGUACACAUUCACAGGGAUCUAUACCUUUGAGUCCCUCAUCAAGAUGCUGGCCCGAGGCUUCUGCAUUGACGACUUCACAUUCCUCCGGGACCCCUGGAACUGGCUGGACUUCAGUGUCAUCAUGAUGGCGUACCUGACAGAGUUUGUGGACUUGGGCAAUAUCUCAGCCCUGAGAACCUUCCGCGUGCUGCGGGCCCUGAAAACCAUCACAGUCAUCCCAGGGCUGAAGACGAUCGUGGGGGCCCUGAUCCAGUCGGUGAAAAAGCUGUCGGAUGUGAUGAUCCUCACCGUCUUCUGCCUGAGUGUCUUUGCCCUGGUCGGGCUGCAGCUCUUCAUGGGAAACCUGCGGCACAAGUGCGUGCGCUGGCCCCCACCCUUCAACGACACCAACACCACGUGGUACGGCAACGAUACGUGGUAUGGUAAUGAGACGUGGUAUGGUAACGAGACGUGGUAUGGUAAUGAGACGUGGACGGGCCACGAGAGCUGGGCCAGCAACUAUACCUUUGACUGGGACGCCUACAUCAAUGAUGAAGGGAACUUCUAUUUCCUGGAGGGUGCCAAUGACGCCCUGCUUUGUGGGAACAGCAGCGAUGCUGGGCACUGCCCCGAGGGUUACGAGUGUAUCAAGGCUGGGCGGAACCCCAACUAUGGCUACACCAGCUAUGACACCUUCAGCUGGGCCUUCCUGGCUCUCUUCCGCCUCAUGACACAGGAUUAUUGGGAGAACCUCUUCCAGCUGACCCUCCGAGCAGCUGGGAAGACCUACAUGAUCUUCUUCGUGGUCAUCAUUUUCCUGGGCUCCUUCUACCUCAUCAAUCUGAUCCUGGCAGUGGUGGCCAUGGCAUACGCAGAGCAGAACGAGGCCACCCUGGCUGAGGAUCAGGAGAAAGAAGAAGAGUUUCAGCAGAUGCUGGAGAAAUUCAAAAAGCAGCAGGAGGAGCUGGAGAAGGCCAAGGCCGCCCAGGCUCUGGAAGGCGGGGAGGCAGAUGGGGACCCAGCCCACGGUAAAGACUGCAAUGGCAGCCUAGACACAUCACUGGGGGAGAAGGGGCCUCCAAGGCAGAGCUGCAGCGCAGAUAGCGGUAUCUCUGAUGCUAUGGAAGAGCUGGAAGAGGCCCACCAGAAGUGCCCACCAUGGUGGUACAAGUGUGCCCACAAAGUGCUCAUAUGGAACUGCUGCACCCCAUGGGUGAAGUUCAAGAACAUCAUCCACCUGAUUGUCAUGGACCCCUUUGUGGACCUGGGCAUCACCAUCUGCAUCGUGCUCAACACCCUCUUCAUGGCCAUGGAGCAUUACCCCAUGACAGAGGAGUUUGACAACGUGCUCACCGUGGGCAACCUGGUUUUCACAGGCAUCUUCACAGCAGAGAUGGUACUGAAGCUCAUCGCCCUGGACCCCUACGAGUACUUCCAGCAGGGCUGGAACAUCUUCGACAGUAUCAUCGUCACCCUCAGCCUGGUGGAGCUGGGCCUGGCCAACGUGCAGGGACUGUCCGUGCUCCGCUCCUUUCGGCUGCUGCGUGUCUUUAAGCUGGCCAAGUCGUGGCCAACGCUGAACAUGCUCAUCAAGAUCAUCGGCAACUCAGUGGGCGCGCUGGGCAACCUGACGCUGGUGCUGGCCAUCAUCGUGUUCAUCUUUGCCGUCGUGGGCAUGCAGCUGUUCGGCAAGAGCUACAAGGAGUGUGUGUGCAAGAUCGCCGCGGACUGUAGCCUGCCCCGCUGGCACAUGCACGACUUCUUCCACUCCUUCCUCAUCGUCUUCCGCAUCCUGUGCGGGGAGUGGAUCGAGACCAUGUGGGACUGCAUGGAGGUGGCCGGCCAGGCCAUGUGCCUCACCGUCUUCCUCAUGGUCAUGGUCAUCGGCAACCUAGUGGUCCUGAACCUCUUCUUGGCUCUGCUGCUGAGCUCCUUCAGCGCCGACAGCCUGGCAGCCUCAGAUGAGGACGGCGAGAUGAACAACCUGCAGAUCGCCAUUGGGCGCAUCAAGUGGGGCAUCGGCUUUGCCAAAGCCUUUCUCCUGGGGCUGCUGCGCGGCAAGAUCCUGAGCCCCAAGGAAAUCAUGCUCAGCCUCGGGGGGCCCGAGGAGGCCGGGGCGGCAGAGGAGGCUGGGGAGAGUGCCUCGGAGGAUGAGAAGAAGGAGCCGCCGCCCGAGGAGGAUGACAAGGACCUGAAGAAGGACAAUCACAUCCUGAGCCACGUGGGCCUGGUGGACGGCUCUCCCCCCAGCAUUGAGCUGGAUCACCUCAACUUCAUCAACAACCCCUACCUGACCAUUCACGUGCCCAUCGCCUCCGAGGAGUCCGACCUGGAGAUGCCCACGGAGGAGGACACCGACACUUUCUCGGAGCCGGAGGAUGGCAAGCAGCCACCGCAGCCCCUCGAUGGGAACUCCUCCGUCUGCAGCACCGCCGACUAUAAGCCCCCCGAGGAAGACCCCGAGGAGCAGGCUGAAGAGAACCCCGAAGGGGAGCAGCCUGAGGAGUGCUUCACAGAGGCCUGUGUGCAACGCUGCCCUUUCCUCUACGUGGACAUCUCCCAGGGCCGCGGGAAGAUGUGGUGGACCCUCCGCAGGGCCUGCUUCAAGAUCGUCGAGCAUAACUGGUUCGAGACCUUCAUUGUCUUCAUGAUCCUGCUCAGCAGCGGGGCCUUGGCCUUCGAGGACAUUUACAUCGAGCAGCGGCGGACCAUCCGCACCAUCUUGGAGUAUGCCGACAAGGUUUUCACCUACAUCUUCAUCCUGGAAAUGCUGCUCAAGUGGGUGGCCUACGGCUUCAAGGUGUACUUCACCAAUGCCUGGUGCUGGCUUGACUUCCUCAUUGUGGAUGUCUCCAUCAUCAGCCUGGUGGCCAACUGGCUGGGCUACUCGGAGCUGGGACCCAUCAAAUCCCUGAGGACGCUGCGAGCCCUGCGUCCCCUGAGGGCGCUGUCCCGAUUUGAGGGCAUGAGGGUGGUGGUGAAUGCCCUCUUGGGAGCCAUCCCCUCCAUCAUGAACGUGCUGCUUGUCUGCCUCAUCUUCUGGCUCAUCUUCAGCAUCAUGGGCGUCAACCUGUUUGCUGGCAAGUUCUACUACUGCAUCAAUACCACCACCUCUGAGAGGUUUGACGUCUCUGAGGUCAACAACAAGUCUGAGUGUGAAAGCCUGAUGCACACAGGCCAGGUCCGCUGGCUCAACGUCAAAGUCAACUAUGACAAUGUGGGUCUAGGCUACCUCUCCCUCCUGCAGGUGGCCACCUUCAAGGGCUGGAUGGACAUCAUGUAUGCAGCUGUGGACUCCCGGGAGAAGGAGGAACAGCCACAGUAUGAGGUGAACAUCUACAUGUACCUCUAUUUUGUCAUCUUCAUCAUCUUCGGGUCCUUCUUCACCCUCAACCUCUUUAUUGGCGUCAUCAUCGACAACUUCAACCAGCAGAAGAAGAAGUUUGGAGGGAAAGACAUCUUCAUGACGGAGGAACAGAAGAAAUACUAUAAUGCCAUGAAGAAGCUUGGCUCCAAGAAGCCUCAGAAGCCAAUUCCCCGGCCCCAGAACAAGAUCCAGGGCAUGGUGUAUGACUGCGUGACUAAGCAGGUGUUCGACAUCACGAUCAUGAUCCUCAUCUGCCUCAACAUGGUCACCAUGAUGGUGGAGACAGACGACCAGAGCCAGCUCAAAGUGGACAUCCUGUACAACAUCAACAUGGUCUUCAUCAUCAUCUUCACCGGGGAGUGUGUGCUCAAGAUGCUCGCCCUGCGCCAGUACUAUUUCACCGUCGGCUGGAACAUCUUCGACUUUGUGGUUGUCAUCCUGUCCAUUGUGGGACUCGCGCUCUCCGAUCUGAUCCAGAAAUACUUCGUGUCACCCACACUGUUCCGAGUGAUCCGCCUGGCGCGGAUCGGGCGUGUCCUGCGGCUGAUCCGCGGGGCCAAGGGCAUCCGGACUCUGCUCUUUGCCCUCAUGAUGUCCCUGCCUGCCCUCUUCAACAUCGGCCUCCUCCUCUUCCUGGUCAUGUUUAUCUACUCCAUCUUCGGCAUGUCCAACUUUGCCUAUGUCAAGAAGGAGUCGGGCAUCGAUGACAUGUUCAACUUUGAGACCUUUGGCAACAGCAUCAUCUGCCUCUUCGAGAUCACCACGUCGGCUGGCUGGGAUGGGCUCCUCAACCCCAUCCUCAACAGCGGGCCCCCUGACUGUGACCCUACACUCGAAAACCCAGGCACCAGUGUCAGGGGCGACUGUGGCAACCCCUCCAUCGGCAUCUGCUUCUUCUGCAGCUACAUCAUCAUCUCCUUCCUCAUCGUGGUCAACAUGUACAUUGCCAUCAUCCUGGAGAACUUCAAUGUGGCCACUGAGGAGAGCAGCGAGCCCCUUGGCGAGGACGACUUUGAGAUGUUCUACGAAACGUGGGAGAAGUUUGACCCUGACGCCACGCAGUUCAUUGCCUACAGCCGCCUCUCUGACUUUGUGGACACCCUGCAGGAGCCACUGAGAAUCGCCAAGCCCAACAAGAUCAAGCUCAUCACGCUGGACCUGCCCAUGGUGCCAGGGGACAAGAUCCACUGCCUGGACAUCCUCUUUGCCCUCACCAAGGAAGUCCUAGGUGACUCUGGGGAAAUGGACGCCCUCAAGGAGACCAUGGAGGAGAAGUUCAUGGCAGCCAACCCCUCCAAAGUCUCCUAUGAGCCCAUCACCACCACCCUCAAGAGGAAGCAUGAGGAGGUGUGUGCCAUCAAGAUCCAGAGGGCCUACCGCCGGCACCUGCUCCAGCGCACUGUGAAGCAGGCAUCCUACAUGUACCGCCACAGCCAGGACGGCAGUGGGGAUGGGGGUCCUGAGAAGGAGGGCCUGAUCGCCAACACCAUGAGCAAGAUGUAUGGCCACGAGAAUGGGAACAGCAGUGUGCAGAGCACAGGUGAGGAAAAGGGCUCAACAGGGGACUCUGGACCUUCCAUAGGACUCACACCCAUCAGCCCCUCAGACGCUGCCCUCCCUCCUUCCCCAUCCCCAGGGCAGACAGUGCGCCCGGGGGUCAAGGAAUCUCUCGUCUAGGCAGUAACGAGGUGGCCAGCUGAGCCUGGCACAGCCCCAAAGCUCCCUCAUGGUGCCUGCUCACUGAGGGAGCAGGGCUUUGAGUCUGCGACUGAUCGGCUCUCUGUUGGGGACAGGAUUUGGUCAUGCUGGGGCUGACACCCAGGCCAUGGAAAAUGGGAAUUGCACUCAGAGGCUCCACACUGGGCCUGAGGCUCCAGCUUCCAUGAUUUCUCAUUUCAAGUUGUCCUCACCUCCUCAUGGGCCCUGCUGCCUCUCCUCUUGGGGGGAGGUCAGAACACCAGAAUCUCUGCCCCCCACGUUGGGGAGGAGCCAGCCUACGAUGGAUGGGUUAGCUGCCCUCCUGCCACCAGAGUCUUAAGGGCUAUAGGCCUCUCCUCAGGAAGUGGCUCAGCCCCUCCCCCCCCAGACCCCUCCUGGAUAAAGAUAUAUUUUAAAGAUUUUAUUUUUAAGUAAUCUCCACACCUCACGUGGGGCUCGAACUCACAACUCCGAGAUCAAGAGUCGCAGGCUCCACUGACUGAGCCAGCCAGGCACUCCCUGGAUAAAGAUGUCUUAACCUCAGUGAGAGUGGACACCUGACCCCAGGGGCCUACCAGCCCGCCCCCCCAGCUGGGACAUAGCUUCAUCCUGCCAGCUCAUGGAUUCCCUGGAGAAGGGAAACGUCACUGGUCCAGAAAUUUCUCCCCAAGUCUGAUUGGCCCCUGGAUCCUAAUGCAUCUGGCUGGGGUUGUGGCCCCUGAAACCAUUUCCUGCUUUGUCCAUUGUGCAGGCCCCUGGCUCCCCUGGCUGGCCCCUAGGGGAAGAGCGGACGGAGGGUUCCACUUGAGAAUUGUCUUUUUCUAGGAAGCAUGGAUGGCUGGGAUAGGUUGGGUGUUGUCAGCUGCAUCACUGCACUGGAGGCUUUCUUGGCCUGAACACCCAGACCUGGGGCGGGGCAGGGACCCUGGAGCUCCGGAGGUAGAUUUCUGUUCCCUCCCUCCCUUCUUCACUCCUCCAUUAGUGCCACAGGGCUCUUUGUGGCCUCACCAAGCCCUGAGAUGCCCUCAUCCCCCACCACAUCUCUCUUUUCCUUCCUCCUCAUCCUCUUCUUCCCCAUCCUCAAAGUGAUCCUAAGAGUGUUGUCGUUGCUCCCGUGUUAGAGAUUUCAACACUGGGACACGCACAGCUCUCCUGGCUCAGGCCCAACCUUCCAACUUCCAUUUUUGUUGGCACCACUGAUCCGGGCAUGGCAGAACCAGCCAGGCCUCUGCUGGCUCCCGGAGCUCAGAGGAGGCAGGGAGACACCUGCACAGGUGUCAUUGGAUUUAUUCACUUGUGUGUGUGCCUUGUGUCUGCCUCACACCUAUGUGUACAGCUGUGUGUGUGCGUUCAAGUACGUGAAGUGCUACGUCCUGUCUCUGCAAGUGUGUACCAUGUCAGCGUGCCCCUGUAGUCUGACUGGUGUGUGUGUGUGUGUGUGUGUGUGUCUGUCUGUCUGUCUGUCUCCUGUGCAGGCCUGUUGGUGUGGUGUGCCUGUGCUAUAUGUGGAUAAGUGUGAACGUGUGUGGGCAGGUUUGCACGUUGAGUCCCUGUUGACCUUAAGUUCCUCUUCUCUUUCUUCUUGUUUCUUGUGAACAGUUUGAUUAAAACUCAGGAAGCAGCAAAACCUCCAAAACAAUGUGUGUGUGUGUGUGUGUGUGUGUGUGCGCGCGCGCGCGCAUACACGCUCGUGCGUUCCCGUGGCUGGAGCCUUCCUUUCUGUCUGCCCUGCUCGCUGGCCUCCUUGCCACCCGCUCUCCCUUCCUCCUAGUCUCUUUAUCACACCCAUUUGUCCCAGCCCUGCUCCCUGUCUCUUGCCUGUGUCCUCUGUGGAAGGAGGCCCUACUCCUUCCAUCUUCCUGCACAAGUUCUGUCUCUUCCUGCAGAAGGUGCAUCCUACAGAGGGCAGCCUCCUCCCUGACCAGCACCCUGCCCAUGCCCCUUCCCUCCUCAGGCCCCAAACUAGGGUGGCCCCAAGAGCCUCAGCAUCCCAACGGGAUACUUGCCAUUGGACUGCAUCCAGAUUGCAGAGCCUCCCCUGCCCGUGGCCCCCUCCCCCACACGUCCACAUCCAUUCCCACUCUGGGUGGGAACAGGCCCAAGCCAGGCUGGCAGGCAGGCUCCUUUGUACAGUUCUUAUAAUAAACCUCCCCCUGGUGCCUCUCA
Messenger RNA from Felis catus (domestic cat), 11427 nucleotides. RefSeq names its product sodium voltage-gated channel alpha subunit 4 (gene SCN4A). Gene Ontology annotation, biological process: neuronal action potential; membrane depolarization during action potential; sodium ion transmembrane transport. Gene Ontology annotation, cellular component: voltage-gated sodium channel complex; axon; plasma membrane. The record is from RefSeq and is a predicted model, not a curated record. Bases 3736 to 9240 code for a protein of 1834 amino acids. Gene Ontology annotation, molecular function: protein binding; voltage-gated sodium channel activity. NCBI's taxonomy places the organism in Eukaryota, Metazoa, Chordata, Mammalia, Carnivora, Felidae. The transcript has 25 exons.